UUUCCAUUCAAGUAAAGCCCUAUAUACAUGCGUUGGAAAAGAUAAAGAAAAUGCCCAAAUGUGGCAUAACUUCAUCCUCCUGUUUGUUCCAUGUAUACGUUCCUUGGCUGGCUUGGUUUCACCAUGAAAUAUCGUUGGUAUUAUAAUACGGUGGUUUAUAUUUAUUAAAAUAUCAUAAAGUUGAAUGUGAAACAAACUACGCACGCAAACAAAUACUUUCGUUAGGAAAAUGUUGCAGGAGAUUAUCGCUACAUUUUUAUCUUUGUUUUCUUCUUUGACUCUGGACACUCCACGAAUUUCUCGCGAGAUGAGCGUUGAAAACGGUUCAUCUGAACACGUUAAUUGGGACAUGUGGAAAGACAGAAUUCACAGAGAAUAUUCCUCCUCAGAGGAAGACAAUUGUCCAUCAACUAUAGAAUAUGUUCAGCUGGGCUAUGAACAGCAAAUCGAACGUUCUUAUACACAGUCAUUACUCAGAAGUCUGAAGGUGACAUUUUGCAUGACUGUUGCUUUAUUGCCGUUAUUUAUUACCGGGUUAUUCAUCAUCUACUUUGACUUAAAAACAUGUGAUUUAUGUUCACAAUGGCGUGCUCGAAAUUACACACUUUCCUUUGAAAUUAUGAAAAUACGACUAAUUGGCAAUAGUGUUGAGGUUAUAAUGUUGAAUCUUUGGUUCCCCUUAACGUUAUUGCUUCUGUUUGGCAUCAGUGAAUUCAAGCGUUACUACUCUUCGACUGUCAUGGUGGGAUUGAUAUCUGCUCUUCUCUAUUCGUUAUAUUCAAGUUUUUUACUCUUGUAUGGUGUUUACGACACGUAUUCUUGGUAUCGCAUACCAGGAAAUGUUACCUAUGCACUUGCUGUUAUAUGGGAAUGUGUUAUCGUUGUUCGCAAGAUAAAAGGAAAUUAUCCAAACGUAUCCUACACACAUCGUCAUAUUUUUACGGUUAUUUUGGUGCCGUUUUUAUGCUCAUUUGCAGUGGCAAUGUUUUACAGAUACGCGGUUGUUUUCUGGUUUAAUUCCUUCGAUAACGCAGUGUAUAGAUUCAUAAUAGCUAUCUCAACACCAACCAUAGCUAUAGUACCUAUUGCUAUGUGCAGACAUAUCGCUCUUUGGCGUUCUUCUCAGAUUAUUGAACCGAAACGAAGCUUCAUUUGUGUCUAUUAUAUUCGCGCAGGGUGGAUUUGCUUGUACCGAUUCAUGCAAGCAGAUUUUAAGAGUAUUUGGUGGUUUACUGGAAUGUCAGUUCUGUCAGGUGUAUCGAGUACACUUAGAAAAGCAACGGUUGGUCUUCGGCAAAGGGUAUGGGCGCGAAUCAUAAGAUAUUUCAAUCAAUCAUGUUGUUCCAGAUUGCUUUAUUUGCCUGAAGACACACCCCAUCACAGGAGACUUAAAGCUGACAUUGAGAAGAGUGUAAAGCAGGGAAACUUGAUAUGUAUUCUUCAUCAAGUAUUUACACAUGGAUGACAGCAGGAUUACAAAUGGAUUUACAAAUGGAAUGUCGCUGAAGACAUUCUACUGCUUGCUGAUCUGGAAAAAGACUGGGGACAGUUGGCGAAUGGAGAACCAUUUUUCGAGCAGAACAGGCACAGCUUAAUCUCCUCAUGCAUCAUUUCUUCCAAAUUUAUAGUUACAAUAUUUCUGCACAUACGUAGUAGCUACUAAUUAGAUAACAUAUAUCCUUAUAAAGAAUAACGAAAGAAUUCUAAGGAGUUAAUUAAAAUACAGCAAAGUGGAUAUUUAUCGGUUUAUCGUUUUCGGUUUUAAUUUUAUCGAUACCCAAGACUUACGUCUGCAUUUUACCUGGGUCAUUGCUGUGCAAGGCUGAAAGCUUUAAUAAGAUGACGAUGCAUGAAGUUACUUACCGGAGGAAUUUCCUCAAUGGCGUUUCCAUCAGCCAACAAUUCUUCAAGAUUUGUCAUGUGACAAAUGGUAACAGGCUAAAUGAGAUAAAAGCAAUAUUUUUAGAUACAUAAUGGAUACAACUAGGAUAUCUAUGUUCCUAACUAAACGAUUUUGGAAAACCGCAAGCGGCCCUAGGGCCUAACCCUAUAAACGUGAGAAUUGUGAAAAUUUCACAGACGAUACCGAAGAAAAAAAUCUUUCAAGCAAAACUUUGAUGAACAAUGUUUAUAUUUAUUAUCAUUAUUAUAUCUUGUGGAAACGAUCAAAAACGUUGUAUAUAAGAGUAAAAUUUCUACAAAAACGUAUAUUUACCAAGUCUGCAAAUUUAUUGUUUCCAAUAUCCAGUCGUUUCAACUGUUGUAAAUUCUGCAUUGAUCUAGGGUAAAAAUAAACCCUUUUCACAAAAAGAGCUGGGCAGGGUUGUCGUGCCAGUUUUAAAAUUUUGAAAUUAUAAUCAGGCAAAUACAU
Molecule: messenger RNA, 2371 nt
Organism: Dendronephthya gigantea
Lineage: Eukaryota; Metazoa; Cnidaria; Anthozoa; Malacalcyonacea; Nephtheidae
Exons: 2
Coding region: 230-1465 (411 amino acids)
Source: RefSeq, a predicted model, not a curated record